Molecule: messenger RNA, 551 nt
Organism: Pelobates fuscus (common spadefoot toad)
Lineage: Eukaryota; Metazoa; Chordata; Amphibia; Anura; Pelobatidae
Gene: S100Z
Product: S100 calcium binding protein Z
Exons: 3
Coding region: 128-427 (99 amino acids)
Molecular function (GO): calcium ion binding; calcium-dependent protein binding
Source: RefSeq, a predicted model, not a curated record
GUUUUGCAUUUUGGGAACAGGUGUGUUGUGCUGAGAUGCUCUGUAUAAAUAACCUGGGUGAUUGAUCUUCCUUACCUGUUCAUUCAGCUCUCGUUGGUUUUCGACACUCAGCGAUCCUUUCUCCAUCAUGCCUACCCAACUGGAAGGAGCAAUGGACACCAUGAUCCGGAUCUUCCAUCAUUAUUCUGGCAAGGAAGGUGACAAAUACAAGCUGAAUAAAGGGGAACUCAAGCAGCUGUUGCAAAGCGAACUGACCGAUUUCCUUGCAUGCCAAAAAGACCCACAGCUGGUAGACAAGAUCAUGAAGGAUCUGGACUCCAACAAGGACAACGAGGUGGAUUUCAAUGAGUUUGUGGUCUUGGUGGCAGCUCUGACCGUGGCUUGCAAUGACUUCUUCGAGGAGCAGUUACGAAAGAAAGGCAAAUAGAUGUGGUUUAGUAGCUUCUGUGAUAAAUCUCCCAUACAGUGAUUGUCCAACUGUAACCAAGGAAAGCAUCAGCAUUAUUACACGUUGUAUCUCGCCAGGAAAUAUUAAACAAAUUUAUCCGUUA